This is a messenger RNA of Amphibalanus amphitrite, 5017 nucleotides long. Its product is annotated as kinesin-like protein KIF3B. The record is from RefSeq and is a predicted model, not a curated record. The transcript has 16 exons. Lineage: Eukaryota; Metazoa; Arthropoda; Thecostraca; Balanomorpha; Balanidae. Gene Ontology annotation, biological process: microtubule-based movement. Gene Ontology annotation, molecular function: ATP binding; microtubule binding; microtubule motor activity. Bases 274 to 2529 code for a protein of 751 amino acids.
GUUGUCAGUUGUCGCAACUGUCGGGGGCUGGGGCCCCGCACUUGUAUUUUUCAUUUUCUUAUAUGUUGUAAAACAGUUUCUCUCGGGUGAUUAUGGGCAAAGUGGCAGAUUGAUUUGGUCUUUUUUGGGCUCUUUUUGAUACCUAGUUCAUUAUAAAACAAAAUGUGCAGAAUUAUGGCGUAAAAGACAUGUAAAACUUUCUGAAACUUGAAAGUUGCAAUGGAAUACCUUACAACAAAAGAAUGGAAGACUCAGAUGACAGUGCAGUGAAACAUGCCGCGGGGCUCCCGCUCCGCCGCCGAUCGGACUCCCGAAAAACGACCCGAGGCCGUCAAAGUAGUGGUCCGCUGUCGGCCGCUCAACAAAACCGAGAUCGCCAAUGGAUACGACAAGAUUGUUGAUAUCGACACCAAACGCGGCCAGAUUCGACUGCGAAACCCCAAGGCUGAAAAUGACCCACCCCGAGAGUUUACCUUUGACGCCGUCUAUGACGAAAAGUCGCGGCAGGCGGAGCUGUAUGAUGAGACAUUCCGCUCCCUGGUCGACUCGGUCCUGGCUGGUUUCAAUGGCACUAUCUUCGCCUACGGCCAGACAGGCACCGGCAAAACAUACACCAUGGAAGGUAUACGGGAUGACCCGGAACAGCGCGGGGUCAUCCCCAGCUCGUUCGAACACAUCUUCAGUCACAUCGACCGCUCGGAGAACUGCCAGUACCUGGUGCGAGCCUCCUACCUGGAGAUCUACCAGGAGGAAAUACGAGAUUUGCUCUCCAAGGACCAGAACCGUCGACUGGAGCUGAAGGAGCGGCCCGACACUGGCACCUACGUCAAAGACCUCUGCUCGUUUGUGUGCAAGAGCGUCCGGGAGAUCGAGCAUGUCAUGGGAAUCGGCAACAAGAACAGAAGCGUCGGCGCGACCAACAUGAACGAACACAGCUCCCGCUCUCACGCCAUCUUCCUGGUGACGGUCGAGUGUUCUGAGCGCGACGCCGACGGAGAGACUCACAUCCGAGUGGGGAAGCUGAACAUGGUGGAUCUGGCGGGCAGCGAGCGACAGGCCAAGACCGGCGCCACGGGUGAGCGACUGAAGGAGGCCACCAAGAUCAACCUGUCGCUGUCAGCGCUGGGUAACGUCAUCUCGGCCCUGGUGGACGGCAAGUCGUCCCACAUACCCUACCGCGACUCCAAGCUCACCAGGCUCCUGCAGGACUCACUGGGCGGUAACGCGCGGACCAUCAUGGUGGCCAACAUGGGUCCGGCCGCUUACAACUACGACGAGAGUGUCACCACCCUGCGCUACGCCAACCGCGCCAAGAACAUCAAGAACAAGCCCAAGAUCAACGAGGACCCCAAGGACGCGCUGCUCAGGGAGUUUCAGGAGGAGAUCGGCAAACUCAAGGCCCAGUUGCAGGCGCGCUCCUCCGGCACAGGCGCCCGUAAGAAGCACCGCUCGGGCUCGGCGGCACCGGCCCCCGGGCCGGAGACCAGCGCAGAGCAGGCGGUCUCACCCGAGGAGUACCUCCGCGAACAGCUCGAGCGGGAGAGAGCGGCCAUCGUCGGCGACCAGUCCAUCAUCGCUGAGGACAAGGAGCGCCUGCUGCGGGAGAUGCGGGAGAAGGAGCAGCAGCUGGAGCAGGAGCGGCUGGCGCGCGAGCAGCUCGCCUCGCGUAUCCAGGACAUGGAGUCCAAACUGCUGUCCGGCGGGAAGAACAUCGCCGACCGCACUAACAAGCAGCAGCGGCAGCUGGAGCUCAGCCGGCAGAAAAUCAUCGAACAAAAGGCCAAGGAGCGUGAGAUGCUACAGCAGAUCGAGGAGCAGGAGGGCACCCGACUGGACCUGCAGCAGACCUACCAGUCGCUUCAGCAGGAGGUGGACGUCAAGACUAAGAAACUGAAGAAGCUCUUCAACAAGCUGCAGGCGGUGAAGCGAGACAUUUCGGACGCCACCGAGGAGUUUCACCGGGAGCGACGAGAGCUGGAGGAGACUGGUGACGCCCUGCGAAAAGAGCUGAAGCUGAAGACGGUCAUCAUCGACAACUUCGUGCCGCCGGCGCAGCUGAAGGCGCUGCUGGCGCGCGUCCGGUUCGCUGAGGACAGUGAGGAGGGCGGCGACGGCUGGCUGCUGGCGGCUCCGGCUGUCCAGCUGCUCGACGGACGCCCUGUCAGCGCCACCGGCGGGCGGAGACCGGUCUCAGAGUACGCUCGGCGGGCCGGCGCGGCCGGAGGAGGCACCAGGUUCAAGGGCGAGAACAUCAUGUGUCUGGAGCUGGACUCGGCGGCUCGCACCACUCGCGACUACCGCGGUCCGUCGGUGGCGCCGCGGAUGGCGGCAGCCCUCCAGAAGGCGCUCACCCCCACAGAGAGUGUUAUUAGCGUGGACGCCUCGGCGCCGCUGCGACCCGAUGGCUUCCUGCUCCGGGCGUCCCGGAAACCGGCGGCCGCGUCUCACUCGUCUCGGAAGCGGCCCCCCGGCCGGUCGCCGGACUCUGCACAUCUCUACCCUCAGUCGCGCGGCCUGGUGCCCAAGUAGGGGGCGCCACCGCCGACAGCAGCGGCGCCGGCCGGGUGCGGGUGCUCCCCGGCGCCCCGGCCGGCGGACCGCUGCUCUGCUGCUGUGGGUCUCUCAGACGCAGGAGUCGGGUGCGGCUGUGUGCAGCGCGCCUCGGCGGCAGACUGGCGCGGCGCCAUGAGCAGCGCCGGCCGCUGCCGCUCGGGCAGACCGCCACCGCCGAGCGGCCCGACUGUGACGACGACAAGCUGCGGGGCCGGCAGUCGGCGCGGCGCUCACCGACCGACGGCGCGGCGAACCUCACAGACGAGCAGAAACAGCUGCGCCUGAAGCAGCGGCAGGCGGAGCCCGAGGACGGCGGCCAGCGGUGCGUCCUGUACCGGCGGCAGUCCAGCGAGCAGUGGGACCAGCUGACGGGGCGGCUGCGCCGGCUGGUCAGGGGCGAGCUGGCGCGUCUCACCCACCGCCCCCGCCUGGGUGACCUGGGCGGCGGCACCGCCACCCCGCCUCUCCCGCCGGUCGGUGCUGGGGCGGUGGUGGCACGGCCGGCAGUGCGGGGCGCCGCCCGGCGGCUGCUGCGGGGACCGCGGAGCCGGCUAACGGCGGCGGCCGCCGGGCUGCGCCGCUGUGGGGUCUGCGCCGGUCUGCGGCCGCGCGGGCUGCCCGCGACCGGCCGGCGCCCGCUCAGUCCCUCCCGGCUGCGGGCCGUGUACCAGACAGCCGCGCUGCUGGGCGCCGCCCUGCUGCUGCUGCGACUGCUGCUGCUGCUCUGCGCCUGCUGCGCCCUGCUGCCGGUCGGAAGCUAGGUCAGGUGAGCCCAGUCCGCCCACAGGUAACACUCAGAAAUUCUACCGGAACAAACUGGAUCAAACUGGAAAUUGUCAGCUCUAGCCUCUAACAUUGUGGUGGUUUUUCACAGUUCUCACCGUUUUUGCCGCACAUCACUGGUCACCGUUCUGGUUUGUGUUGCCCACGAGAGCGGCUGCGCACUGGGCCGCGUCCGCCCGGCCCGUCAGUUUGUCUGUCUGUCUGCGCGGCUCCGUCCGACUCUGUCGUCUGAUAGACCCCUGAGGGGGCAUGUGCUGUGUCCGGCGGGAUUUGCCCCGCCCCCACCCUCCCCCUUGGGGAGAUAUGUAGUUUCACUCCACAAGAAGCUGGGGUUGUCAGGUGCUACUUUAGUCCCAAAUCUUUGUAUUGGGGCUGUAACUCCACAUUGUGCAAUGGUUGUGUGGUGUGAUCGUUAUGUCAGUCCUCAGACACCUGCCUAGGGUGAUCUUAUAGCCGUUGUAUGCGACACUGUUUGGAUUCCUCGUCCCUAGAGGAAAGAGAUUGGAACACUGUAUAUUUAAAGGACGCCUAUAACUUAUUACGGGUGCUCGAGGUAGUUUCUGCAAGAAAGCAGUCACCCUUUCUAGUGUCUAGUCAGUUUUGAUCUGAUUUUAGCAUAUUUUUAUUGGUGUUCUUUUCCCGAAACGUGAGAUUACAGAAGACACGUAGUAUAGUAAUUUAUCUGAGAGAUAAUUGAUAUUUAAGAAUUUAUUUACAUUCAUGUGUCAUUUUUGUCGAUUGAAUCCCUUAGCAGGAGUGAUAUAAGUAUUGAGAUUCCGUCCGGGGCCUUGUGGAGCUGCCGGUAUAUUUUUGACGGCACGUCUGGGGUCAGUGUGCCGAUAUUAUUCUCAGACAGACAGUCACAUGCUGCUACUUAAGCGUGUCACAUUGCUACUGUAGCAGGACUGCUACCGUAUCUAUCCGUUUGGCACUGACAUGUAGCUGCCGUAGCUACACAUUUGGCUAUGUUAGGUGUGGCAAUGAUACGAGCAGGUAGCGGCAGCGCCCUUUUAUUGCAAAGUUGGCAAUAUAAAUGGCAUUUCACUCCUAGAACCCACCUGGCUUUAUUCCUGGUGUUAAAGUUGCAAUGAAAAUUGUGCUCCUUUUUCCAAAAUUACUGGAAAGGCUCCUCUGAAUGUUCCUGCGUAUCAAUGCGUCAAUAUUUAUUUCAAUCUACUUAUCUAAGAUUUGCGUGUUUCUCUAUGAAGCGGGUAGUGACAUGAUGUGACAUGACAUACUCCUCAGGGGUGUAUGUUUGUUUUAUUUAUUACGUCACCAAAUAGUACGAUGAACGUUCCGGUUUGUCUGAAAUGAUGUUUCCUUCUCCAUAUAUUUACGUGAUAAGACAAUAUUUAUGUCGUACGUUAUAGCUACUAGGGUACUUUGUUCCGUAUGACUACUUUGUAAACAGUUUUACUCGCCCCUCCUGCGAUGACUUUCAACUGCCACAUAUUUCAAGUAUUAUUUUACCGAUGAGUUAUAUUGCAGAGUGAAGCUGUAUCUUUUAAUAGUCGAUAGACACACGGUACCCCGUUCUUUCUCUGAUUGGUGUUGUCUCAUAAUUAAAGGUAUUGUGUUUCUGCCACGACCAGAUAACUAUUUGCUGUCGGUUGUUAUGUGCUGUGUUGUUGGCCCUGUGACAAACGUUAUCGACUUCAAAAUACACCUUCUGAUGAAGCUA